Chenopodium quinoa (quinoa) is the source of this 1612-nucleotide messenger RNA. RefSeq names its product transcription factor PCL1-like. The transcript has 2 exons. The coding region runs from base 245 to 1144 and encodes 299 amino acids. Gene Ontology annotation, molecular function: DNA binding; DNA-binding transcription factor activity. The record is from RefSeq and is a predicted model, not a curated record. Lineage: Eukaryota; Viridiplantae; Streptophyta; Magnoliopsida; Caryophyllales; Amaranthaceae. Gene Ontology annotation, biological process: regulation of DNA-templated transcription. Gene Ontology annotation, cellular component: nucleus.
AAUCAAAAAUAUCUUAGCAGAACCGUCCACAUAAGCAGCUGAUUAUUAAGUACCGUAGAUAUUUAUUUAUUACGUGCACUUUUUGCCCCUCUUCUCCUUCCUUUCUCACUUGUUUAUUUCUUCUUUCAUCCAAACACCCCUUUACUUUCUCUCUCUACAAAUUAUUAAAAAUUAAUCAAUCAUCCUUUUUUCCUAUUUUUAUUUUUAUUUUUAUUUAAUUUUUUUCAAUUUUUUUUUUUUAAUCAUGGGAGAAGUUAACGGCGACUACGACGGCAGACUGUACAUCGCCGGCGAAGAAGAAGAAGACGACGAAAAAGUUCACGAGUGGGAAUUAGGUUUACCUAACUUUGCCGACAUAGCGCCGUUAACUCAAGGCUUAAUUCCAAUCGAACUUUUAUCGGCGUUCAACAUCAAGCCGGAACCCUACCGGACCUCCGGCGAAGUCACCCAAGCUUCCGAGGACACUCUCUCCAUCCUCUGCGGCGCCAAUUACAAGGAUUUCUGCGAGGAAAACAACGACGAUGAGUCAGGGACGAAGAAGCAACGGAGGACUGAUUCGCCGGAAGAUGCUGAUUCUGCGGCGGCGGAGGUCGCCGCGGAUGCGGCGAUGUGCGGCGUCGGAAACGGCGGCGGCCGGGAGAAGGCGGUGAAGAGGUCGAGAUUGGUGUGGACGCCGCAAUUGCAUAAGAGAUUUGUUGAUGUGGUUGGACAUUUAGGGAUUAAAAAUGCGGUACCAAAGACGAUCAUGCAGUUGAUGAAUGUAGAAGGUCUGACUAGGGAGAAUGUUGCGAGUCAUUUACAGAAAUAUCGGCUUUAUCUGAAGAGGAUGCGAGGUGAUUCGUUCGACGGCGGGUCGAAUUCGUCGUCGGAGAACGGAAAUGGGAAUUCGGAUUCGGUACCGGUGAUGCCGAUGAUGGGAAUGGGGAUGACAGGGAUGGGGAAUUACAAUGGGUUUGAGAAGAAUCAGAAUAAUUAUAAUUAUAGUCAGAAUCAUAAUCAUAAUCAUAAUAAUAAUAGUAAUAAUCAGAAUAAUUAUAAUCAGUUUAGUAAUGGUGGGAAUGGGAUGAUGAUGCAAUCAGGGAAUAAGUAUGGUUCUAUGGUUUCUUAUCAUCAAUCUCCUACUGUUGGUCCUGGUAAUAACUGAAGAUGGAGCUGAUCUUGGAUCUUCUCUGUUAUAUUUUUAUCACAAAGAUGUAUUGUCAGUAAGAUAGUGCAAGUCAGUCUGAAAUAGUGAUGAAAUCUCACACUUGUACAAAAUUUUGGAAAUAGGUGGGUAUCUAUCUAUCUGUCUUGGUUAGGUAUUCCUUUAUGUAGUAAGUUUAUACUUGUUGCACAUGGAGGCUUUUAUACUGAUCAAGAAAUUGAUGUGGUUGAAUCGAGAGUGGGGAUUAACUUAGUAUCUUUGGUCUUGAGUGUUUUGUUUCGAAUUGUCUUGUGUUUUAGAAAUCAUUAUGGGUUGUAUGUUAAUGCGAGAGUUGAUCUGAAAGUAUAUAUCAUGCAGCAUGAUUGUCCAUCUUAUUUUUGCUAUUGGAUAGGUUAUUUUCCUUGUGCUAACGAGAGGGACACAGCCCCAAAACAAUAAACAGUUUUUGAUUAGAUUAUGCUUUGUAUC